Malaya genurostris is the source of this 6242-nucleotide messenger RNA. RefSeq names its product E3 ubiquitin-protein ligase SMURF2 (gene Smurf). NCBI's taxonomy places the organism in Eukaryota, Metazoa, Arthropoda, Insecta, Diptera, Culicidae. Gene Ontology annotation, molecular function: ubiquitin-protein transferase activity; protein binding. Bases 1182 to 4649 code for a protein of 1155 amino acids. Gene Ontology annotation, biological process: negative regulation of BMP signaling pathway; ubiquitin-dependent protein catabolic process. The transcript is spliced from 13 exons. The record is from RefSeq and is a predicted model, not a curated record.
CAACUUCAUUCACUGUCCCGUUUAUACGUAGGCAGCUUGAGGAGCUGUAUGGUGUCGCGGUAGUUUCGUUUUAAAUGUGAAGUGUUCAUCAUUCUUUGCAGUCGAGAAAUAUUUUUACUCCCCGAAUUCGUUCGGUCAGUCAUUGCGUUUUAUCGGAUUUGCAGUGCGUGGUAGUGCCGAAAACAGUGUUCAAUUCUUUCGUUGUAAUUAGUACCGAUAUAAUCAUGUGCUCGAUGUAAGAAAAAGUGCCCUUUUGAGCAGAACGCAGAAAGAAUCUGAAAAUGUUAAUUGAUCUGUAGCAGAUCUAGCAAAUGAGUGUGAGAAGGGUGUUCGAAUGAGAAAGCAACGAGACUUACACGCACACAAUUGUACCCUAAAUAUCAGAGCAACGGUAGCUAGAUGAACGAAGAUAGUUAGUGUCAUCGUGGUAAUAAUUCGGACUAGCAUCUUAUUAAUUACCUACGGUGGUUGUCAACAGUGGACAGCAGUGCAAUUACCCAACAUCAACAAAUCACGCUGUGUUGUGUCACACGAAACUGAUGUUACGAAUCAGAGUUGCCAUCAGUAGCCUCGCGUAGCACAACCACCCUCAAGAGUGCAGUUUAAUUCCAUAUACGAAUCGAAGAGUGUUUGUUCCCUUGCGCUUGACUGUGUUACUUUUUUAUUUUAAUUGUGCGAGUGUGUGGUUUAAGUCAUAAAUUGAGAAGAAAAAUAUAAGUCAGAAAGUAGUGAAGAAGUGAAAAGUGUAUGGUAUCGCACUUCUGGCCUCAGUUCCUAGAUUCAAUAGGUUAAAUCUAUUCCCAUUAGUGCAAACGCCAAUAGUAUCGAAAAUAACAAAGGCAUCGAUUAUUGUGAGGUGUUAACCUUCAGUGCAGUUAACAAGCAAUAGCAGCAUCACCGCUAGUGGAAUUAAAAAGUCGGAAAAAUACAUUGAUGCGUACUGGUAUGUGUUGUUAUUGUAAUACCACGACGGCAUGAAAUAAUCGGCUGCUUGACGCAUUCCGUUCUGAAGUUUUUUGGUGUACUACAAGAAAACGAAAGAACCAAGAUCGGUGAUAGAUGAACGUGAGAGCAAACAUACGGGAAAUCACAUAGUUGCGAUAGCGGUUUCCAUAAAUGCAAAGUGUGAUUGGGAGCUGGAGGCACCGAUUUGCCACCCAUUCGUUGGAACAGGAGAAAAAAUGAAUAAAUUAGAACAUACGCGCAGGAGUGGAACUCAAAAAAUUCGAAUCACAAUUCUAUGCGCCCGUCACUUGGCUCGGAAGGAUUAUUUUCGACUGCCCGAUCCGUUUGCUAAAAUUCGAGUCGAUGGAACACCGCAGGAGUAUAAAACGGAGAUUUGCAAGGCGUCGCUGGAACCACGAUGGAACACUCACUACGAUCUGUUUCUGGGGAAGAACGACAACAUCACGAUAUCGAUCUGGAACCAGCGCAAGGUUCAGAAACGCCAGGGUUCCGGUUUUCUGGGAUGCGUACGCAUUAUGGCUGGCACGAUACAGAGACUGAAGGAUACGGGAUACCAACGACUGGAGCUGUGCAAAGCCUCACAAGACGACCCAGAUCCCGUUAAAGGUCAAAUCAUCGUUUCGCUCAUGUCCCGAGAUGGAACCACCGGUGGUACUCCGUUGGCAAUAGUGGGUCCAACCGGUGACGUUCGUGGUCCGGAUGAUGACGAUAAAAUCGUUAAAGACGAACUGCCCACCGGAUGGGAGGAACGUUUGACGCAAGAUGGACGUGUGUACUAUGUGAAUCAUGUCACCAAGACGACUCAGUGGUCUCGUCCAACGGAACCGGCCAGUACGGUACAGCCAGCAUUGAGUAAUGGAAGCAGUAACAACAGUAGUGCCGAUUCAAUUCCACCGGGACCGUCGAAAUCGGCUACCAACAAUAGUAUCAAUAGUAUACAAUCGAAUGAUUCCAGUAGUAGACGGCACUCGGCGGAAAUAAUGCUCAAUAACUCCAACAACAAGGAAAACUGCAAUUCAAACAAAGAACGAACAAAAGAUUUAGACUGCACCAGUACGGGGCUUCUGAAUAGUGCAUUGUUGAAUCCAGGUGGUACCGGAGGGUUGGGUCGUAACGAUGCAAAAAGUCCUGUGCGAAUACGAGACGAAAAUAUUCUGAUUACACCAAGCUCAAGCACUAGCCCACUUAGUGAAAUCAAUAGUCCAGUGACAACGAAAACAAACGCAGAACAUUCAACGCCUAGAAACUCGGGUUCGGCAAGGGACCUUCUACCGUUAUCAGGACUGCCAAAUGCAAUAGGUUCCUUGUCAAUCGAUCCGUCCAACAUGCGAACACCGCAACCAAAUGGAAAUAUUCCGAAUUUGAGCUGCAAUUCAGCUUCCAGUAGCACGAAUAGUACCAAUAAUCACAACAGCAACUGCACAAAUACACACAACACGAGCGCCAAUAUUUCAUCCCUGAACAAUUCCAUUUCUAGCAACACCAGCAACGGAAUGCUGAUGAAUGGUACAACCAUUUCAAGUUGCAAUAACAAUAGUUCGAAUAGCAAUGGCAAUAGCCACUCACCGACGCAUGGUGCCACGGGUUCUCCCAGGGACACAGGCAACGCGAAUAGUUUGACUGUACAACAACAAGUGCCUUCUUAUUUACCCGCUUCAAGCGUUAAUCUACCUAACGGCAAUAAUCGGGUGCAGGACAUUAACUCGAUUGAAGCGCACUCCAUUUCCGGUCGAUCACAACCUCAACCCCAACAACCGGCGCCUUCUACAGGUGGAAACAGCGGAAGUGAUGGGUCCCGAGAGUCAUCAGCUCAGCGAACACGUCGUUCCACUCGAAGUACUACGGAGGAACCAUCUUCGCGCAGACGAUCAUCCAGAACAGCACGGCCACCACUUGUAAUGCCACCGCCACAAACAAGAGGCAGUGCGCCACUGGUACGGCCUGCUGUAGACUUACCGCCAGGAUAUGAAAUGAGAACCACUCAGCAGGGGCAGGUUUACUUUUAUCAUAUACCAACCAAAAUGUCAACGUGGCACGAUCCCCGAAUACCUCGCGACUUUGAUACGCAAAACAUUGCACCGGAAACAUUGGGACAGCUUCCGCACGGUUGGGAACAGCGUAAAACAGCCUCCGGACGUGUUUACUUUGUCGAUCACAACAAUCGAACGACUCAGUUUACGGAUCCUCGCUUAAAUGGGCACAUUCUGCAUAUGAUUCGAAAACAGGCACAACAAACACCAUUGGCGGUUGCUGCUGGACCCAGUACCAGUGCCGCAGGUGCUAGCGGGUGUUCUUCUCCAGCGGCUUCUGCAACCGCCCUUGGCCCUAUUUCCAGUGCAGGACCACAAGUUUCGAAUGGAGUGGCUUCCUCAAGCUCCGGCAGUUCUCGUUUGAUGCCGAGUACUGAAGUGGCCACCUCUAGUAGCAAUGGUUUAUUAAUGGACACGACACCACAUCGGACUACAACCUGUAACAUUGCAGAUCUUCCACAGGGUUUACUGGACGGUGCCGAGUUGUUACCCAAAUAUAGACGAGAUUUGGUUGGUAAAAUCCGAUCGUUGAGGGCUGAGCUGCAAUCGCUGCAACCACAUUCGGGCCACUGUCGCUUGGAAGUAUCUCGACAUGAAAUCUUCGAGGAGAGCUACAGACUGAUCAUGAAAAUGCGACCACGAGAUAUGCGCAAGCGACUGAUGGUUAAAUUCAAGGGCGAAGAAGGAUUGGAUUACGGUGGUGUUGCACGAGAGUGGCUUCAUCUGUUGUCUCGAGAAAUGCUCAAUCCACAGUAUGGACUGUUCCAGUAUAGUGGUGACGAUCGAUACUCAUUACAGAUUAACCAAGAUUCUGGAAUAAAUCCCGAUCACCUGUCGUAUUUCCACUUUGUUGGACGAAUACUGGGCGUUGCGGUGUUUCAUAACCACGUGCUGGAUGGAGGCUUUACACUGCCCUUCUAUAAGCAGCUGCUCAACAAACCCAUUACACUGAACGACAUCGAAGAUGUCGAUCCGGAUUUGCACAGGAGUUUGACAUGGAUGCUUGAAAACAAUAUUACCGGAGUGAUAGAAUCGACGUUUAGUGUUGAAAACAAUAGUUUCGGGGCCCUUAAGGUACACGAGCUGAAGCCGAACGGUGCAUCACUGCCAGUUACCGAAGACAACAAACGCGAAUACGUUAAGCUUUACGUGAAUUAUCGAUUUAUGCGUGGAAUCGAACAGCAAUUCUUAGCUUUAUCUAAAGGUUUUGGCGAGCUAAUACCAAGUCAGUAUCUGCGACCGUUUGACGAACGCGAACUGGAGCUGGUGAUUGGAGGAAUCAGCAAAAUUGAUGUCAACGACUGGAAAGCCCACACACGGCUGAAGCAGUGCACACCGGAGACACCACAAAUCUUAUGGUUUUGGCAGAUUGUGGAAUCCUACUCACCAGAGAUGCGUGCUCAGCUGCUCCAGUUCGUGACCGGAUCCUGUCGGGUGCCGCUCCAGGGUUUCCGUGCUUUGCAAGGCUCGACCGGAGCCGUUGGUCCGCGGUUAUUCACUAUUCAUCUGACGGCAGAUGCUCCUCUUCAAAACCUUCCGAAAGCACAUACUUGCUUCAACCGGAUUGACCUACCGAUGUACGACUCGUAUCAGUUGAUGUACGACAAACUAACGCAGGCCGUUGAAGAGACGUGCGGAUUCGCUGUCGAGUAGGGAACAUAUGACCUUUGGGGGUCUAUCGCUGCGCGUGGAUUUUCGGUCGUUUUGUUUUCUGUAGAAUAAAUCACUCGACAUGCGCCUAAUAAGAUGGCGAUAAAUAAUGAAUUUUAAUUUUUCAGUAUAUUAAACUAACAGGAAGCGAAAUGUUUGGCUGAUUUUUCCUCUUUCGACAUAGCACAAGAGGAAGUAAUCAGUCUUGGGAAUGAAUUCAACAACCUUGAAUUUCUUUUUUUGGAAACGAUCGGAACAAAGCUCAUUCGAAAUGCCUUCGAAGGAGAACUGACUUUGAUCCAAUUUUAGAUAACAAGCCAAUUGAAAAAAAAUCUAGUGUUCUAACAACCGUACAAUUUUCUUGCUAGUGAACAGUAAAUUACUAAUCAAAUGUUUUUAAAUCAAACCAAGUGAAGUAGAGAAUCAACAACAGUUUUUCAUUAGCAAUUGUUACAUAGUUGAACACGGUAGCUCAACAAAUUUUUAAAGUAUCCAUACAUCAAGUAAAAUCGAACAUAGUUAACUAUUUCAUCAACUUUUUAUAGACCGUUUUUUGAGAUCGAUUCCAAUGCGAAAUUUUCGGAACACGUUUGGAAUUUUUGGCGAGACUUUUCUGUAGCGAAUGAAACAUAAUCGGUUAAUCCAAGUAAGUGAUAUUUAGCGGUUUUGAAAUUUUAAAUUGCAACAGAAAACUACGAAAAUAUAAUGAGAUUAUAAUCUAGUAGAUAAACAAUAUUGUCUUAUUGUUCAGCAAGCGAUGUUUUGUCAAUGCGAAGGGUAUAACACUUUAGUAGAUCAAAAUACCGAGCUGGAAGCCAAUCCAGAAGGAGAAAUUUAUCGAUCAGAUAAAAAAAUGAACAUAUUUAUUGUAGGAAAAGGUUAUACAAUUUUCAAGAACACUAUCGCAUGUUCUAACCUAUGGAAAGGUAGAGUGAUUCAUCGAUAUUUUGUUAAAGAUUUGUUAAGUAGCGUUACAUGUAUACAUAGAGAACCGAUUGGUAUGUAUAUUGGGAAUCGAGUUAGCGUUUUCAGUAACCUUUAACCAUCAUCCUUUCUAGAUAAAGUUAAGAGAAAAAACAGUCCCCGUUUUGUACAUAGAAUCAUAGUCACCUAUUGAUAACCUACUGAUAAAGGAUAACUUGCAAGCUGUGCUGAAUAUGUAAUGAAGAGUUGUAUUCGAAUAUGAAACAUGAAUCACCUUCCAUAAUUUGCUAGAAAUGUAUUUAAUUCGAACUGCGAAUAAAAGUGGGCUAGUAAUAUGAGUACCCUUACGUGCUGUUGAGUUGAAUUCAUUUAGUUCCAGCCUAAUAAUAUGGACGAAUAGGAUCGAAAUAGUUAGACUUUUUUUAUAUCAACUUCGCUGGUAUGCGAGACUUCGUGUUCCCUGUCACUAGGUUUAGUGCGAUCAGAAUUCAGUUGAGAUCGUUUCCUCGAAAUAAAUAGGUAGGAUUUAUCAAACUGUAUGUGAUUGUGGAAUGUGGAAUGCAGCAAAGCAGAAGUUUACGUUGGUCCGCAUAUAAUCGAUAGAAACGUAAGAAAAAACCACAACGUAUAUAAAUAUUAUUGUAAAUUAUAUUGAAUCAUUUUAUACAGUUA